This is a messenger RNA of Volvox carteri f. nagariensis, 2016 nucleotides long. RefSeq lists its product as uncharacterized. Gene Ontology annotation, biological process: ammonium homeostasis; ammonium transmembrane transport. The record is from RefSeq and is a predicted model, not a curated record. Gene Ontology annotation, cellular component: membrane. Bases 1 to 1713 code for a protein of 570 amino acids. Gene Ontology annotation, molecular function: ammonium channel activity. The transcript is spliced from 10 exons. NCBI's taxonomy places the organism in Eukaryota, Viridiplantae, Chlorophyta, Chlorophyceae, Chlamydomonadales, Volvocaceae.
AUGAGUGUACCCACAAUACUAUACUCAUGCACACCUGAACAAACGCAAGAAGUAUCCAACUUGGUGCAAGAUGCCAACAUCGCGAGCGCAAUUUGUCACAACUAUGACUGCAGUGUUUCAGCGGCAUCCUGUGUUCUUCGCUAUUUGGCGACUCAACAGCAGACACUCAUCGAAGAAGUUCAGCAAACGGCCAAAGCUGAGGUCUCGCUGAGCUUGGAUGUGGCCUUUGUUCUCUUCAGCGCAUAUCUUGUGUUUGGGCCAAUGCAGCUUGGUUUCGCGUUGUUAUGCGCUGGCGCAAUCCGCUCCAAGAACAGUAUGAACGUGCUCAUGAAAAACAUCCUCGACGCUUGCACCGGCGCCAUCGGGUUUUAUCUAUUCGGCUAUGCGUUCGCCUUCGGUCAUGAAGCCAAGAAGUCAUCCAACGGCUUCAUUGGAAAUUGGAAUUUCGCUUUGUCAUUCACGACAAAGGAGUCGUCCCUGAGCAACGUGUUGGAGUUUGACGACGACUUCCCUGAUGAGGGCUGGCACUCGUGGUUCUUCCAAUUUUCGCUGUGCGCCAUCGCCACCACCAUUGUGUCCGGGGCCGUGGCAGAGCGCUGCACCUUUGGCGCCUACCUGGCUUACAGCUUCUUCAUAUCCGCCUUCGUGUACCCGGUGGUAGCGCACUGGGUGUGGUCACCGGACGGCUGGCUCAGCGCAUUCAACACGUACGUGGGGGGACGCUACGCCCUCAUUCUCCGGUCGGGCGCUAUUGACUUUGCUGGGGCGGGUGUGGUGCAUGUGACCGGCGGCAUGGCAGCACUCAUGGGCGCGUGGAUCAUUGGACCACGCAUUGGCCGCUUUGACGCGUCUGGCAAGGUGAACGAGAUCAAGGGCCACUCUGCAACGCUGGUUGUGAUGGGCACCUUCUUGAUGUGGUUUGGCUACUACGGCUUUGCGCCAGGCGCCAACCUCAGCGUCGCCACUGCGGACGCCGCUGUGGUGGUGUCCCGUGUUGCGGUGACCACCACCCUGUCCGCCGCCUCUGCCGGCCUCACUACGUUAUUCUUGCGCUACGCCAUGUCAUCCACUUGGGACACAGUGCUUGUGUGUAACGGCUGCCUGGGGGGCCUGGUGGCCAUCACCGCGGGCUGCGCGGUGGUCGAGCCUUGGGCGGCGGUGCUGUGUGGCAGCGCUGCGGCGCUGGUGUUCGUUGGUUCGGACUACUUGUUGCUGUACAAGCUCAAGAUUGAUGAUCCCGUCAGUGCGGUCUCCAUGCAUCUGUUCUGCGGGCUGUGGGGUCUCUUCUUCCCCGGCUUGCUGGCCAAGCCGCAGUACAUGGCGGAUGUGUACGGGGAUGACGGCCUGGCCGACUCAGUGAAGGCAGCUGGAAAGUACGGCAUCCUGUACGGCGGUCACGGCCAAGUGCUAUUAUGCCAGCUUAUCGAGGCGGUCGCCAUCUGCCUCUGGGUGGGCCUUAUGAUGGGCACUUUCUUCUACGUGUUCAAAGCCGCCAAGCGGCUGCGGGUGCCUGUGGAUCAGGAGCUUGCGGGGCAGGAUGUUACCAAGGAGGGCGUCGAGCCGUACGACGGAGCCGGCGGAUCCGUUGGGCCGCAACAGGGCGUGGGCACUACUGCGGCAUUCGGUCCCGGGGCCACCGUCACCACCUCGGCCUUUUACAGCAAUGGCGAAGGGGAAGAAGGCGUCUCCGGAGGGUAUGCCACCAACGAUUGAGCCCCCGGGUUAGCCGCACGGCUGCGGCCGGCUCCUGCUGCAGAUCGACUUUAGAGGUUAGUUCGAGGGCCAGGCCUGCUGUAGGCUGGCCUGCUGCCGCCGCCUGCUGUGUUAGCUUUUGGAUCAGAUCCACAAAUGUAUCCAUUGAUUCCGGUUGGGCACUGUUGAAGUUGCUUAACUCGCUCAGAAACGGGAGUUUUAUGCUCGUGUGUGGUCGUGUGGGGAGGUGCAAACCUGGGGAAAAGGAAAGGAGGACAGCUUUGGCGGGCCCCUGGCCGUCUGCCCACCUGGAUGCACCUGGAU